Cyprinodon tularosa is the source of this 2012-nucleotide messenger RNA. It is a transcript of the gene tom1, whose product is annotated as target of myb1 membrane trafficking protein. Bases 131 to 1585 code for a protein of 484 amino acids. Gene Ontology annotation, biological process: signal transduction. The record is from RefSeq and is a predicted model, not a curated record. Gene Ontology annotation, molecular function: phosphatidylinositol binding; clathrin binding; ubiquitin binding. The transcript is spliced from 16 exons. NCBI's taxonomy places the organism in Eukaryota, Metazoa, Chordata, Actinopteri, Cyprinodontiformes, Cyprinodontidae. Gene Ontology annotation, cellular component: membrane; endosome.
AGCAGGCUGCUUCCCCUUUAACGGCUGACGCACUUGGUGUCCCACUUUGGAGAAAGCAGCAGCAGCAGCAGCAGCUGUGGGGCCGGAGGGGACGUCGGCGCUUCGCUGGACCCUCACACCGUCCACCAUCAUGGAGUUUCUGCUGGGGAACCCGUUCAGCUCGCCGGUGGGGCAGCGGAUCGAGCGUGCCACUAACUCCAGUUUACCAUCUGAAGACUGGGAGCUAAACAUGGAAAUCUGUGACAUUAUCAACAGCUCGGAGGAAGGGCCCAGAGAUGCAGUCAGAGCCAUAAAAAAGAGGAUUCUCGAAAACAAGAACUUCAAAGAAAUCAUGUAUGCUCUUACUGUCCUUGAGACCUGCGUGAAGAACUGCGGCUACAGAUUUCACAUCCUGGUGACGACGCGUGACUUCGUGGAGGGGGUUCUGUUACGCUCCAUCAUUCCGAGGAACAACCCUCCGCAGGUUGUGCAUGACAGAGUCCUCGCCAUCAUACAGGCGUGGGCAGACGCAUUCCGCAGCUCACCCGACCUGACAGGCGUGGUGUCCGUGUAUGAAGACCUGCGAAGGAAGGGACUGGAGUUCCCCGUGGCUCAGCUCGAUGGCUACUCGUCGACUGAAGCUCCAAAAAAGCAUUUACCCAGGAAUGGGCCUACUGUUACUACUUUACCUGCUAUGCGCCUGUCUUCUAAACCUCCUCUCAUCCCAGCUCACACCUCUGAGCUCAAAUUGGCCCUGGAGGGAACCGGUGCCUUCACUCCUAGCCAGAUAAAGAUGCUAAAGACGGAGCUGGGAGUGGUGCGUUGCAACCUCUCCACCAUGUCAGAGAUGAUGAGCCAGCUGGAUCCAGUCACAGUCAAACAAGCAGACAUGGAGCUGCUGGAGCAGUUGUACACUGUAUGUAAGGAAAUGCAAGACAGGAUCGUGAAGAUCAUCCCCAGACUCAGUGAGGAGAAUCUGAUCGAGGAGUUACUGGCCACCAACGACGAAAUGAACACCGCCUUCACUCGCUACCACAGGUUUGAAAGGAGAUUAACAAAUGGGCAAAGCUCAGAGCAGAAGAGCCCCUCUUAUGUGAACCUGUCGGAUUUUGAUUCACCUAUCAGCCAAUCAGGAUUAACUUCAGUUAAAAGCGACAGCUCCCUCAGUCUGUCUAAGCCGGACAGUUUGUCCAGUCAGUUGGCUAAACUGAGUACAAGUGAAUCAGAUGACGUUUUAUCGCAGAAAAUAAACAUCUCAAGCCAACAAAGACUGAGUGAUAUGAACGAAGUGGACGGUCUGGCUCAAGCCCAGGAUAGCACUUUACAAAACACUGGAUUGAAGGAUGAGAGUCCCGCCUCGACCCACAGCUCUUCACCAAAGUUAGAUUGGAUGAUUAAAAGGGGAAUGAUUCCCAUCAACCAGUCCAACGUCAUGGAUGAUAUAGAGAAAUGGCUCUCAUUAGAAGAUGAGUACGAUGACUUUGAAGAGUCGGACGGCGUAACCAGUGAAGAGUUCGACAGGUUUUUGGCAGAAAGAGCAAAAGCUGCUGAGCGCCUGCCAUCCCUUCGAAGCUCCUCACAGGACGUCAACUACUCCGAGUCUUAACCCAGGCACUAACAAUGCCGUCCGAGCUCCGGCGCCAUCAGCUAAAAUGUGGAGAAGUCAUCCUGAUGAAUGAUUAAGUAGAGGCUGUUAUGCUGAAGGAACGCUGGACAUGUUUGGUUACUCUGCGCUGGAGACAAAGCUUGCUUGUGACUGGAUGAAAAACCUGCUGUUAAAGGAAGAAGAGAGAUUUUAACUUGACAUUAUGAGGGGUUUGUAUGCGAGCAAACUUUUGCACAUUUUAUACGGUUACAUUCCUAGUGUUUAGGACAAAAGAUGUUGCUACAAAGAAAUAUUUGCAGGAUAUGUUACGUGUAAUACUGCUGUAAAAUGUAAAUAAAUAUAUUAUAAAUAUGUAUAUUGGUAACAUGAAGGGUAAAAAGCUACUAUAAAAAACCAUGUAAACUAUUAAAGCUCUGAUGUAACAUAG